Cicer arietinum (chickpea) is the source of this 1237-nucleotide messenger RNA. RefSeq lists its product as uncharacterized. The record is from RefSeq and is a predicted model, not a curated record. NCBI's taxonomy places the organism in Eukaryota, Viridiplantae, Streptophyta, Magnoliopsida, Fabales, Fabaceae.
CACUCAUUUCCCAAAAUAGACCAAAACCAAAGAGAAACAGAACAAAACAGAGUCACUCUGUUCUCACUCAGAUUCUUAUUCACACACCAAAUUAAAUUAAAAAACAUUCACUCUUUUUCCAUGCUUCUAAUCCUAAAUACCACUGCAGUGUGUUUUAUAGCUGCAGUUUCUCUAUUAUCUCCUUUCACAAAUUUGCUUCAUCUUCACAAAUUUUCAGUCCCUUUUGAGUGAGAAAAACAGAACUUGUUCUGUUCUGUUCCAUUUUCUUUUAUUGAGAAAAAUGGGUUCUAUCAAUUUACACAAACUGAAAACCGAGAAAGCCAACAAAGUCCAAAAACAUCGUCAACUUCGAAAGAUUGCAAAUUUGUUUAGAUAUGUAGAGAUGUGUGUAGUGUUGGUAUUAAUUUCAAGGCUUUCAUUUCAACAACUACCAUUGGCUUUGAAGAAUUCAAGCGAGUAUUUUCGCGAAUUCACGGUUAGUCCUCGAUUUGUUUUUCUGAUUGGAAACAUCAUCAUCGUCACUCUCUUUGCUCAAUCUGGUCACUUUUCACCUCAAGAUUCUGAUAAAAGCAAAGGGUCGGAAGAACAUGAUUUUUAUCUCGAGUUUCUUAAGAAUAGUACCAUGUAUCACAAAAUUCAAGUUGUUGAUCAGAAAAAAAUGAGAAUCAAAGUGGAGAAUAAUAUAAAGGGUCGUAGAAUUAAUGGUUGCAUGAUGAAAAUCAGUGAAAAAGAGAGUAAAAAAAGUGGUGAUGAUGAUGAUAAUGGAGUGAAGUUGGAAGAGAAACAGGGCAUAAAAACAGAGACAAGUUUGGAGUUGAAGGAAUAUAGGAGGUGUCAAUCGGAAAUUACGAUUGUGGGGGGUGUGAAUAGUAAUGAUAAAAAGGAUGAGAGAGCGUUGCAGAGGUGUGAGAGUGAAAAAAGCAGUCUGUGUUCGUACCCUGAAGAUGGAAUGAGCAGUGACGAAUUUCGUCAAACCGUUGAGGCAUUUAUUGCACGACAACAGAAGCUACGAAUACACGAAUUUCAAAACUUGUAUUCCUAGCUAAUAGAAUCUAUGUAAUUUGUGUGAAGGAUUGGAUUGUAAACUAGGGUAAACCGUUUCUAGUUUUUUUCUUUUUAAUGAACAAUCAAAUAUGUGAUGUAUUCUUGUAUCAUCAUGUAAAUAAUGGUUAAAGGAAAUGGGUAGAUAAUAAGAUAGUAAAUAACUUUUUGAAUAAUUAAUCCUUGCAUUAAUUUA